AUGGUGUUAGGCCCUUGGCGCUUUCUCACUUGACGGAGCGACCCGUAACUUCCCAACCCAUCUCCAACCUCACCUGUAAUUGAAGUUCAAAAACAUCGAAGUAGAACAAACCAGCGUAUUACACCACCUCGACGACAAACAAGUUUACCGGGUCUACUAACCCACCCACCACCGAUCAGCGACUUUCAGAAGCCACCCCGCGAGGUACAAAAAGGGGAACGAACGCCUAGAAAAUGGACUUCGCCUCGUUAAUGUCCAAAGAAAUCGCCAAAGCCAAAGGCGCCACCACCACCUCCUCCUCGCCAUCCGCAUCCACCACACAGCCCAAAUACAUCUCUCGGCGCGAAGCCGAAAAGGCGCGUGAAGCAGCAUACCUAGCCGAGCAAAAGGCACUCGAGGAGCAGCGGGCGGCCAAGGCGGCGGCCAAGCGCAAGCGGGAGGAGGAAGCCGCGGAGGAGGCGCGCGCGCGCGAGGAGAAGAAGCGGCGGCUGGCCGAGGAACUUCGGCGGCGGCGGGAGGCCAAGGAGGCCGAGGAGGAGCGGGCGAGGAGGAAGAGACUGGGCUUGCCCGAGCUGGUUGAGCAGAACAAGGACGGCGACGGUCAGGGGCAAAAGAGGGAUGAGGAUUACGAUGAUGAGGAGGGGGCGGAAUUGGAUGGGGCUGGAGGGGCACAGGGUGAUAUCCCCGAGGAGGAGCUACUGGCUAAGCUGAGAGGGCUCGGGGAGCCGGCCGUGUUGUUCGGCGAGGGCCACGAGGCGCGGUUGAGGCGGUACCGCAGGCUGGUCAGGUUGGGAUCGGCAGCGGCGGCGGCGGCAGCGGCCGGGCCGAUUGCUACCACGCUUCUUCCCGUUGAGGAGAAGGACAUGAAGGUCCCUGACAAGCUGCCCCCUGCAUCCGACAAGAAGGCGCGGCGGUUCCUUUUCCGGCAGCUGGCGUCGUACUUCAACAUGGUACUACGCGAGUGGGAGGCGGCGUUGGUGCGCGAAAACAACGCCGACACGUUCGCGGGCCAGGCCGCGCGCAACGCGAUGGUGUCGAGCAAAGAGACUAUGCGGCCGCUCUUUCGCAAGUUUGAGCAGGGCGACCUAGAUGAGAGCAUUCUCGAGGCGAUCGUCGAGAUCGUCAAGGCCGCGCAAGAACGGCGCUACGUUGACGCCAACGACGGGUAUCUGCGCUUGAGUAUUGGCAAGGCGGCGUGGCCCAUUGGUGUCACCAUGGUGGGUAUCCAUGAGCGUAGCGCGCGCGAGAAGCUCCAUGACGGAGAGAGAGGUCAUAUCAUGGGUAGCGAGGUCACGCGCAAGUACCUGCAAAGCAUCAAGAGAUGCUUGACGUUCGCUCAGGUCCGCUGGCCCCCAGAGGAUAUCCGUCAGUUAAUGGGAUGA
Canariomyces notabilis is the source of this 1382-nucleotide messenger RNA. RefSeq lists its product as uncharacterized. The transcript has a single exon. Gene Ontology annotation, biological process: generation of catalytic spliceosome for second transesterification step; RNA splicing. Gene Ontology annotation, cellular component: U2-type post-spliceosomal complex; U5 snRNP; U4/U6 x U5 tri-snRNP complex. The record is from RefSeq and is a predicted model, not a curated record. Lineage: Eukaryota; Fungi; Ascomycota; Sordariomycetes; Sordariales; Chaetomiaceae. The coding region runs from base 234 to 1382 and encodes 382 amino acids.